AUGUCUAUAUCAGAUAGACUUAUACAAACGACAGAGGACAGGAUAGGUAGUGUUCAUAAGAAAGUGAUGUUAAAACAGUUCACUGAUGUUUCCUUCACAAGGGAAAUAAAACCAGAACCAUGGAUGGGUUAUGUUGGACCUACAAUAAAAGGAGAAAUUGGUGAUGUAUUGUAUGUUCACUUCAGGAACUUAGCAACAAGGCCUUAUGGACUGCAUCCUCAUGGUGUACAAUAUUUUAAAGACAGCGAAGGAUCGUUGUAUAUGGAUGGCACUUCCGGUAGAGAUAAGUUAGAUGAUUCUGUACCACCCGGAGAGACGUAUACAUACAGAUGGUCCAUGCUAAAUUUGUUUGCUCCAACCAAAGAUGACGAGAACUGUGUUCCUGUUGGCUACCAUCCCCAUGUCAGAUCAACCAAAGACAUUGAUACUGGGCUGGUAGGGAUCGUAUUGAUUUGUAAACCUGGAACAUUGAAUCCAGAUAACUCCAGGAAGGAUGUGGAUAGAGAGUUUGUUCUGUAUGCUGACACAGUCAAUGAAACUAACAGUUGGUUGAUAGACGAGAGCUUAAAUCUAUGUCUAAAUCCACAAAGAUGUCGACAACUUUUCAACGAGAAAAAUGCGGCCUUUAUUGGGGACACGUUAAUGUAUUCGAAACAAAUUAUUAGAACACAUGCUGUAGUAUUUGGUAUAGCAUCGUUUGAAGGGUUAUACAUGACAGCCAGAAACCCUGGUAGAUGGAUGAUAUUUUGUAAAGUCAAUCACCAUUUUAAUCAUGGAAUGGCAGCUUUUGUAAAUGUGAUGCCCAGACCAGGACUACUACCACCAGCUUUAAUAAGAAGAACACGUCGUUAUUACAUAGCUGUAGAGGAAGUUGUAUCGGACUACAGACCGUCUGGAAAGGUGUUGGCGAGAGUUGGUAAAGGUUCAACUGAAAGAUCAAGGAUAGAGGAACGAUUCUUUACAAGUGAUGGAGCUGUUGGAGGUAGUUUUGUUAAAGCAGUUUACAUUGAGUAUACAGACGGAACAUUUCAAAGACGAAAAAGGCGCCGUAAAGACGAGAAACAUUUGGGGAUACUUGGACCUCCAGUUAGAGUUGAAGUUGGGGAAAUGCUAGAAAUUAUACUUUUGAAUAAUGCAAGCCGGCCUUACUCCUUUGAUCCAUUUGGUCUUGCAUUCACUAAAGAUAACGAAGGAGCAUUUUAUAAAAACGAAAGAAACAUAGAGUCUCCAGAGCUGCCUGCUGCAAUGCCUGGACAACAACGUCGCUAUAUCUUUAAUGUACCAUGGGAUUAUGGACCAACAAAGGAAGAUCCACAAUGUGUGACAGAAACGUAUCAAUCAUUUGUUGAUUAUGCUAGGGAACAGUACUCCGGUUUGAUCGGCCCACUCCUUAUUUGUAAACCAGGCUCUUUAAACGCUAAAGGAAGGCAGAGGAUGUCAGUUCAUAAUUUCCUUUGGUACUUCAAUCAAAGUAUAUCUUUGGCCAUGACGAAUGGUAAAAUGGUUGACCAGGAAAAUGCAAUGUUGAGAGAUGUAAACACUUUAAGAGCCAUUAACGGUCGAGUUUUCGGUAACAUUGGCGGUUUUGACAUGUGUAUAGGAGACCGAGUAUCUUGGCAUGUUCUUGGUUUUGGUGAAACAUUUGAUUACCAUAAUCCAGUGUUUGAAGAAAAUAAUGUCAAAUAUGAUGGUCGAAUGGUUGACCACGUGACUGUUUUCCCAGGCACUAGUCAGACUGUUUUGAUGAUUCCAGAUAAUCCAGGGGAUUGGCUUCUACAUGCUGGUCAGUUAGGAUCUCAGAUAGACGGUAUGAUAACCAAAUAUAGUGUAUACACGUGUUAUCGCCCCAUGUCCGUGUCUCGAUCCCUGUCUGUGCCUGUAUCUGUCCUUAGGAAAACUAUGAUUCGCAAAUAUUAUAUAGCAGCGGUGGAUGUUAUCUGGGAUUAUGCACCAAGAAAAAUAAAUAUUGUGACAAUGGGGGAUCUCAGGGAUCCAAACACGCCAGGGAAUCUUUAUGUUCGUAAUAAUGACAUGUUCAUUGGUACACAGUAUAAAAAGACUGUAUAUAGGGAAUUAUAUGAUGGAACAUUCUCAAGACAGGUAAAGCGUACAGAAAAAGAUAAGCAUCUUGGAAUACUUGGACCAUUCAUUAAGGCAGCAGUUGGAGAAGUCAUUGAAGUAGUUUUUAAAAAUAUGGCUUCUUUUGAUAAUUCUAUAUACUUGAAGAAUCUACCACUAGAUAAUGAAAUGUCUAAACACUUAAGAAAUGGUGUAAAACCAGGAGAUGUGAAAGUUUACAGCUGGCGAGUUCCAGAACGAUCCGGUCCUGGUAGAAAUGAGCCUAACUGUGUUGGAUAUACAUACAAUUCGCCUGUUUACCCUAAUAAGGAUAUUGCCACCGGUCUGAUUGGACCACUACUUAUUUGUAAAAGGGAUGUUUUGGAUAUUUAUGGCAACAGAAUUGACAAAACAAACAGAGAAUUUGCGUUGGCUUUUGUUAUCUUCAAUGAAGCUAACAACCAUUACUUUGACGAAAAUGUACAAGAGAGAGCUCCGAACAGAACCAACCGGGGUGACUCUAUUUUCCAGCAAUCUAAUAAUAAGUUUAGUAUUAAUGGAUUCAUUUUUUCUAACAUACCGAACCUAGACAUGAUAGAAGGAGAUACAAUAGCAUGGUAUACUUACUCAUUCGGUUCCUUCCUAGGUGCACAUUCAAAUCAUUUUCAUGAACAAACUUUUAUCAAAACUUCCGCGUUAUCUUUUCGGGAUGAUGUAGUUGGUGUUGUUCCAGGUUCAUACGAAACUGUAGAAAUGUUUGCAGAUAAUCCAGGCACGUGGUUUGUUCAUUGUCAUUUAGGAUUACAUAUGUCAGCUGGUAUGCUAGGCACGUAUACGAUUUUACCAAAGAAUUAG
Molecule: messenger RNA, 2913 nt
Organism: Mytilus trossulus (common blue mussel)
Lineage: Eukaryota; Metazoa; Mollusca; Bivalvia; Mytilida; Mytilidae
Product: ferroxidase HEPHL1-like
Exons: 14
Coding region: 1-2913 (970 amino acids)
Molecular function (GO): copper ion binding; oxidoreductase activity
Source: RefSeq, a predicted model, not a curated record